GUAUAUUCAACUAUUUAGCAUCAAUAAAAGGACGUAAAUAGAUUCUUUUAAAAUUUGCUAUCAUUCUUUGUGUUAUUAUUAUUUUUGAUAUUAUUGUCAAAAUGUCAGCGAAUAACAACGAAAAGGGUGCACUCGAUGUGGUUGACACCUCGCUGACAAGAGUUGCCCCAGCUGAGGAUAUGAUUAUGGAAUAUGUUUCUCCGCUUCAGGAUGACAGCUGGGUGCGUCAGUCGGUUUUUGUGCACAUCGAGGAGCUCGCUGACCCGAACACAGAGAUGGUACAUAAAAAGGAAUUGCUUCGGGCACACGCGCUGGCCUCUAUGAGAAAAAUGACAGCUGACAAGAUUAGUAAUUCCGACAUGCCGGCGGACAUGAUAAAUGACGACGAAAACUUACUUGUUGAAAUCCCAAGGAGGAAGGACCCUAUAUUGGAGGGCAUCGAAUAUCAGGAAAGGUUCCUGGAGCAGUAUAAGAUUGAGCACUUCGCUGAGGACCGUGUAAGAGCGAGUAAUUACAAACAAAUCAUGCUUCAAGGCUACCGGCGUCGCAACAAUGAAACACAGGCGAUUGAGGGAAAAUGUACGGAGGCGGACGUUCCUCCCCCAGUACAAGAGACACCUGCUCUAGUACAAAAAGUCAAGACACCUGCGCCAGUACAAGAAGAGGAGGCACCUGCGCCAGUACAAGAAGAGGAGGCACCCGCGCCAGUACAAGAAGAGGAGGCACCUGCGCCAGUACAAGAAGAGGAGGCACCUGCGCCAGUACAAGAAGAGGAGGGUCAUCCUCAAACGCAAGAAGAUGUAUAGUGGAACUAAUAUUUUUCCCUAGUAACACAUAAAAAGGACAGCAGCUGUCCCCUUGUGUACACACCGUUCUUCCUUUCGAUCGCAGUAGCUCUGCUAUUUCUUCUUUGCUGUAUGUAAUGUGUUGAGACCAAAGGCAGAGUUGUAGGCUCUGACCACAUUUCCAAUGUUAUUCUUCUUUUUUUGUUUAUUGUAAAUGUUCUUUUUUACACCGAUCGAUGUUCAUAAAGCAGAUGAUGUUUAUGUUUACAAAUUCUUCUUCAUUUUCGAAGGUACUUUACCUUUUCUAUCGUGAAGCCUGCCAGGGGAAUAUUGGAGAAAGCAAGAACCAAAAA
Molecule: messenger RNA, 1138 nt
Organism: Phytomonas sp. EM1
Lineage: Eukaryota; Euglenozoa; Kinetoplastea; Trypanosomatida; Trypanosomatidae
Source: the annotation of a GenBank genome assembly